Molecule: messenger RNA, 1872 nt
Organism: Cryptomeria japonica (Japanese cedar)
Lineage: Eukaryota; Viridiplantae; Streptophyta; Pinopsida; Cupressales; Cupressaceae
Product: L-type lectin-domain containing receptor kinase IV.1-like
Exons: 1
Coding region: 1-1872 (623 amino acids)
Biological process (GO): protein phosphorylation
Cellular component (GO): plasma membrane
Molecular function (GO): carbohydrate binding; ATP binding; protein kinase activity
Source: RefSeq, a predicted model, not a curated record
AUGUGGGUGGGAUGGAAUCUAGUCCUCGCAUUCUCCCUUGUCCUUGCCGUUGCAGAAAGCCAUACAAGCUUUACCUUUAAUCUAUUCAGUUCCUCAACCCUCGACUUAUUCGGAAAUGCUUCGGUGCAUUCAAAUGUCGUCUCCCUCACCAGUCAAUCAGAGUACCUCUUCGGUCGUGCUUUAUACCCUCUACCUGUGAGAAUGAAAAAUACAACAUUUCGUUCAUUCAGCACCACAUUUGUGUUCAGCAUGGUACCUUAUUCUUCAGAGCAUUCACGAAGCGGCCAUGGAUUGGCUUUUAUGAUGACCCCUCACAAGUCCCCUGUCGGGGUUUUACCAACUGAGUUUCUGGGUUUGCUUAAUCUUUCGAGCAACGGACAACCCUACAAUCAUCUGUUUGCUGUCGUGUUUGACACAAUCAAGACCGAGGAAUUCCAAGACAUCAACGACAAUCAUGUGGGUGUGGACAUCAACGAACUCACCUCUAAGGAGUCCAAGCCUGCUGGUUAUUGGAUUAACAAAAGAGAGUUCCAAGAUUUGGAUCUCAACAGUGGACAGAAUAUUCAAGCUUGGAUUGAUUAUGAUCAUCUUGAACGGGAGCUCAAUGUCACCAUUGUAAAAGCCGGUUCGCUUAGGCCGGAAAAGCCACUUAUAUCUCUGAGAGAACUCAAUCUGUCGGCCAUUCUCGAAGAAGAAAUGUAUGUUGGUUUCUCUGCGGCUACAGGAACUUAUGUUGAAGACCAUUAUAUUCUUACUUGGAGUUUCAGUACAAAUGGAGCAGCUUCUCCCUUGGAUACAACUCAUCUUCCUUCAUUCCUUCAUAACCAGACCGUAAACAUUGGACUGAUAGCUAUUGUUAGUCUGAGUCUCACUGUUGUAAUCUUGGUAAUAGUUGUGGGUCUUCUGCUAUGGUUGAAGAGAAGAAAGCGUAGGAAUUUUGUUGAAGAAUGGGAGUCUGGAUAUUGGCUUCACAGAUACAGCUACAGGGACCUCUCUAUUGCAACAAAAGGAUUCAGAGACGACCAAAUUUUGGGCUCCGGAGUAUCCGGCCGUGUUUACAAAGGUGUUCUUCCUGGUACUGGGCUCCAAGUUGCGGUUAAAUCUAUCUGUCAAGAGGAAGCAAAGGAAUUUGUAGCAGAAAUUUCUAGUUUGGGUCGUCUCAAGCACCGGAACCUUGUGCAGAUCAGAGGCUACUGCAGGCGAAGAAAAGAGUUAUUCGUAGUUUACGAUUACAUGUCCAAUGGAAGUCUGGACAAUGUGAUCAUCGAGAAUCCGAACGGAGUGCUGGCAUGGGGGCAACGGUUCAAAAUUCUGAAGGAUGUGGCGGCAGGAUUGCUGUAUCUUCACGAAGAAUGGGAGCAAACGGUAGUACACAGAGACAUCAAAACCAGCAACAUUUUGCUGGAUGCAGAUUUGAAUGGAAAAUUAGGGGAUUUUGGGUUUGCUCUCUUGUAUGAACAGAAUGAAAAUCCACACACAAGCCGCGUAGUGGGAACUCCUGGAUACAUCGCCCCGGAAUUCAUAAACACAGGAAAAGCGAGUACCAGCACGGACGUGUUCAGCUUUCGCGUAGUGAUGUUGGAGGUUGCUUGUGGAAGACGGGCUGUUGAUUCCGCCCAAAUCUUGUUAGUUGAUUGGGUGCGACUGCUCUAUGGGAAAGACCGGUUGUUGGACGCAGCCGACCCCAUGCUCGGUGGUGAUUACGUUGAGGAUGAGAUGGAACGUGUGUUGAAAUGGGCAAUCCUAUGUUGUGAUCCUCGUCCACAAGCAAGACCUUGCAUGAGGCAGCUGGUUGAGAUACUUGAGGCCCAAGAUUCUCUUCCGCCCUUUCUUCCACUGCCCUUUUCUUACGGAGAAAUGGGUUCCAUCUAA